AUGACGAUAUAUUCUUUCUGGAUCUUCGAUAAACAUUGUAAUUGUAUUUAUGACCGAGAAUGGACCUUAUUGGCGAACCCCAAAAGUGGAACAACAAAUUCUAAACAAAACGAUGAUAUUUCCAAAUUAUUAUAUGGUAUAAUAUUUUCUCUCAGAUCUGUAACUGGUAAAUUAUCAUCCACUGAAACUGGACGAACUAACGAAAUAAGUUCAAUAUCUACAGGAAGGUUUAGAAUCCAUACCUAUUGUACAGCUACAGGCCUCUGGUUUGUUCUUUUGACUGAUUUCAAACCAUUUAACUAUAGUAAAGUACUUCAGCAUAUAUACAGUGAUAUUUUUGUUAAAUAUAUUACCAACAAUUACUUAUCUCCUUAUGAUUUUGCUCAAAGUGAAGGUGAAAAAAGAGGUCAAGGUACAAGGAAAAUAACAAAUAGACAUUUCAAGAAUAAUUUAGAGUUGUUUUUAGAACCAAUGAUCAGUAGUUAA
This is a messenger RNA of Maudiozyma saulgeensis, 486 nucleotides long. Lineage: Eukaryota; Fungi; Ascomycota; Saccharomycetes; Saccharomycetales; Saccharomycetaceae. The record is from the annotation of a GenBank genome assembly.